CCAGGUUCCCAAACGCGGUACUCCUUCUCCGAAGGCUUCCGAGCCAAAAACCAAACUACGAUCCUGAACUACACCUCCAUCCUGACUGACUUCGGCAUCAAACAUCUGUACCGCCAGACCAACAUCUCAUCCCCCCUCAUUAGCGUCUACACAGACGAGUCGCACGCCAGAAACGUCGCCCUCGCAUUCUCCCGCAAAUACGGUGCUGGGUGUAUGGUUGUCGGAAUCGAUACGGGACACUUGGCUCGAGGCCCUGUGUUUCGCGCAGCAGACUUGUUGAAGGAUAGGGAAGUGACUCCAGAGCAGAGUUGGUUGCAUUAUAGUGAGUAUUUGGUUAUGUAUCGGAUCCCGGCGCAGGCAAUUCGGGAGGAAACG
Lindgomyces ingoldianus is the source of this 375-nucleotide messenger RNA. RefSeq lists its product as uncharacterized. The annotation marks the transcript as partial. The transcript has a single exon. The record is from RefSeq and is a predicted model, not a curated record. NCBI's taxonomy places the organism in Eukaryota, Fungi, Ascomycota, Dothideomycetes, Pleosporales, Lindgomycetaceae.